AUGCCGAACUCUAGCCGCCGAUGUCCCAAUCCAAGCACCGUCCGGGCCUGCGUCAACUGCCAGAAGCGCAAAAGCCGAUGCAUGAGAGGCAGCGCAGCCAACGACCCAUGUUCUUACUGCGCCAAAACAGGCAAGACGUGCAGCUUUGAGAAGCCCCCUGAUCGGACGCCUCUGACCCGGAAGAACCUCGACGCAGCCGAGCUCCGGUGCAAGCAGCUCCAGAAUCUCAUCAGAUCCUUGAACCCGGAGCUUGACAUCAAUUCAGCCCUCGGAGAGACGCAGAACCAGCAGGAGUCAGUAGGAAAUGAAGAUGAUGACGGAAGCGGCUCGUUACAUUCCCCGCUGGGAGACUCGGAUGAAGUCACACCUCAUAGCUACGAAUGGCACGAAGGGUCGCUGUCGCCAGAGUUCAAAUCUUCAGGCCACGAGAAUGACGGAAUGGCCAUGCUACCAACCCACGACUCUGGUUACUUAGGGAGCAGUUCUGGUUCCCAGUUGCUUGGGGAGAUCGACUCCGUGAUCCACGUUGCGCAUCCAGCCACUCACAACCACACAUCACAUCGUAAAAGACAACGUAGAUCGUCCAGUUCAGCCGGGUUUGCGGUACCUGAACCUUUCGAUCUGCCAUCGUCAUAUAUCGCUGGCCGAUUAAUCGAUGCCUACUUCCUACUCUACAACACCUCCUAUCCGGUUCUUCACGAGCGGAUUUUCAGAGAAAGGGUUGACGCAGGGCGUCGUCAGCGGCUCACGAACUCACCAUGGCGCGUCGUCUAUCAAAUGGUCUUGGCCAUCGGCCACUGGCUCUCCAGUACCGAGUCAGAGCAUCUGCAGUCGAGCUACUACAGCGCAGCGCGGUCCAGUCUGUCUCUUCAGAUGCUUGAGUCCGGCACUAUCGAGACAGUUCAGGCCUUUUUGCUUAUGAGCAACUACCUACAGAAGAGAGAUAGGACCAAUACUGGCUAUAACUUCAGCGGUUUAGCGUACAGAAUGGCGCUAGGACUAGGUCUUCAUCGCGAACCUCCAGCAUUAGAGGAUACUUUAGGACAUGAGCGGCGACGGCAGCUCUUUUGGACUAUCUACUGUUUUGAGAGCGGGUUCAACAUCACCACCGGAAGACCGCCCGCGAUGUCGGAAGAUUUCAUAGAUACCCGGAUUCCGCGAAACAUCGACGAUAAGGAACUGCCACUCAAGGCACCGGUAUCACGACCAGUUGAUUACCCGACUACCUACUCAGCAAUUAUCGCACAAGCAAAGCUAGCCAAAAUUGCUGAUGCUGUGUAUCAUGAGUUUCUACUGGCAAAAACCGCCGGAACAAAGGUCGAAUACAGAGUCGCCGAAACAAUGGACCGAGAUCUCAACUGCUGGCAACAAGCUUUGCCCGCAUAUUUCACCCAGACCGACUGCCCAUCGUGGUUCCGGGCGCCUCGAGCGGUCGUGCUCUGGAAAGAGCAGAACCUUCGCAUUCUCCUCUGGCGCGGCAGUCAGCAACACCACAGCUACCUGCCCACCAAAGUGAAGGCGGAAGAGAAGUGCCUGAACGUUGCUAUGCAAAGCAUUCAUGAUAUUGCUACUUUCUGUAUGGCGAAUGAAGUUUCUCUACACCAGGGUAUCGUGUGGUACGCGACAUACUUUCUUUUCCAGGCCACUCUAGUCCUGGAAGCAAACUAUCUCACCAAAAGCACUUCCACAGACCAAACCGACAGACUUGUAUGGCAGCACUCAGUCUCCAAGUCACGCGCCUGCUUAAAGACCUUGGCGCAGAAGAGCAGAUCGGCGAAACGAUGUCUGGAGAUGCUGGAUCGCAUCCACAACCAGUUCCAGUUUCUACCGCAAUUGGACUUGGGAUUGGAUCAAGCCUACUUCCAAUCCGUGGUUCCUCAAAUGUUAGAUGAGGCUGAAGCGAGACCGGCGGCGUCCCACUUUGUCGCGCCGACCCAGAACUUUGCUGAUCUGCCGAGUGAGAACGACUUUGCCUUCUAUAGUGAAAGUCAACCAGCUUUUGAUGACGAUGCUGCGGACCCAAGCCUGCGGAUGCUGCUCAAUGAGUCUUCCAUAGACUUCAUGGAAAAUAUGCCGCUCGACCUAUUACUUGGGGAUUGGACGUCUUGA
Messenger RNA from Colletotrichum paranaense, 2109 nucleotides. RefSeq lists its product as uncharacterized. Gene Ontology annotation, molecular function: zinc ion binding; RNA polymerase II cis-regulatory region sequence-specific DNA binding; DNA-binding transcription factor activity, RNA polymerase II-specific. Gene Ontology annotation, biological process: DNA-templated transcription; positive regulation of transcription from RNA polymerase II promoter by galactose. The transcript has 3 exons. The coding region runs from base 1 to 2109 and encodes 702 amino acids. Gene Ontology annotation, cellular component: nucleus. The record is from RefSeq and is a predicted model, not a curated record. Lineage: Eukaryota; Fungi; Ascomycota; Sordariomycetes; Glomerellales; Glomerellaceae.